AAAAAAAAUAUAUAAAAAAUAAAUAUGUCAUAAUUAAAAAAUACAAGACCUCCAGUAAAAUAAACAAGAAAAGCCCGUUCCGAACUAACAGAAGAAUAAAAACAAGAAAUAAAAGAAGCUUUUGAUUUGUUUGAUACAGAUGGAACAGGCUAUAUAGAUGCUAAAGAAUUAAAAGUAGCAAUGCGUGCACUAGGAUUUGAGCCAAAAAAAGAAGAAAUAAAAAAAAUGAUUAAUGAAGUAGAUCGUGAAGGAAGAGGAGUUAUUGAAUUUUAAGAUUUCUUGGAUUUAAUGACAAUUAAAAUGGCCGAUAGAGAUCCUCGAGAGGAAAUAUUGAAAGCAUUUAGAUUAUUUGACGAUGAUUAAACAGGAAGAAUCUCUCUUAAAAACUUAAAAAGAGUUGCUAGAGAACUUGGAGAAGCUAUGACUGAAGAAGAAUUAUAAGAAAUGAUAGAUGAAGCUGAUAGAGAUGGAGACGGUGAAAUUAGUGAAGAAGAAUUCAUUAGAAUUAUGAAAAAAACUAAUUUGUUUUGAUUUUUUUUUCUUAUAUA
Messenger RNA from Ichthyophthirius multifiliis, 548 nucleotides. RefSeq lists its product as hypothetical. The record is from RefSeq and is a predicted model, not a curated record. Gene Ontology annotation, molecular function: calcium ion binding. Lineage: Eukaryota; Ciliophora; Oligohymenophorea; Hymenostomatida. Gene Ontology annotation, biological process: centriole replication; mitotic cell cycle. Gene Ontology annotation, cellular component: centriole; centrosome. The transcript has 2 exons.